This is a messenger RNA of Octodon degus (degu), 2142 nucleotides long. RefSeq names its product palmitoyl-protein thioesterase 2 (gene Ppt2). NCBI's taxonomy places the organism in Eukaryota, Metazoa, Chordata, Mammalia, Rodentia, Octodontidae. Gene Ontology annotation, molecular function: thiolester hydrolase activity; palmitoyl hydrolase activity. Gene Ontology annotation, cellular component: lysosome. Bases 47 to 1477 code for a protein of 476 amino acids. The record is from RefSeq and is a predicted model, not a curated record. The transcript has 9 exons.
UGUUCUCACAGGACGCGUCUUUAUUGCUAAGUAAAAGCCCUGCUCGAUGAGGCCUCACCCGCUCUUGGCGUCGGUAGGCGUCGCCCGACAGGUGCCGGGGCGGCGCGGAGGCCGGGAGGGCGCUGGUCGGAGCCGCCCCCCGAGCUGGGGACCGAGCGCCGGGUGGGAGCGCGUGACUCAGAGCCGCCCCGGGGCCCUCCGCCCCGAGGGUGGGUCGCCCCGGCCGCCGGCGAGCGGGGCUGCAGGAACUGGGUCGGGCCGCACUCAGCUCAAGGACCUCAAGGGCUCUCCGCGUCUGCUGCUACACGGACGCUACACGCACUUCAAGUCGGAGAGCUGUAAGGCGCCGCCCUGGGGCGCGCACCGGCUGCCGUCAGCCCCGGGCAUCCCGAGAAAACUGCGAGGACCACCUUUCCCCAGCCCGCCCCUCGGGGACCCAGAAGUCCAGGUAGUGCGGCGGAGCCGGGCGCCUAGAUCGGGAAUUGGGGAGAGCUCAAGCGGAGGCAGCCAGAUCCAGGGUCCCUGUCUGCAGCCAGGCCUGCCGAGGCCUCCUUUCGGCGGGAGCAUGCUGGCGCUCUGGGGGCGCAGGCUCCCCUCCGUGUGGGUUCUGCUCCUGUGGUCACUGCUGCAGCUGCUGCCGCCGCCCUCAGCCCCUGCGCCCCACAGCGCGCCCUACAAGCCGGUCAUCGUGGUGCACGGGCUGUUUGACAGCUCGUACAGCUUCCGCCACCUGCUGGAUUACAUCAACGAGACACAUCCUGGGACCGCGGUGACGGUGCUCGAUCUCUUCGAUGGCAGAGAGAGCUUGCGGCCCCUGUGGGAACAGGUGCAAGGGUUCCGAGAGGCCGUGGACCCCAUCAUGGCAAAGGCGCCUCAAGGGGUGCACCUCAUCUGCUACUCCCAGGGAGGCCUCGUGUGCCGGGCUCUGCUUUCUGUCAUGGAUGAGCACAACGUGGACUCCUUCAUCUCCCUCUCCUCUCCACAGAUGGGGCAGUACGGGGACACGGACUACUUGAAGUGGCUGUUCCCCACCUCCAUGAGGUCCAACCUCUACCGGAUCUGCUACAGCCCCUGGGGCCAGGAAUUCUCCAUCUGCAACUACUGGCAUGACCCCCACCAUGAUGACUUGUACCUCAAUGCCAGCAGCUUCCUGGCCCUGAUCAACGGGGAGCGAGAUCAUCCCAACGCCACUGCAUGGCGGAAGAACUUCCUGCGUGUGGGCCGCCUGGUGCUGAUUGGGGGCCCGGAUGAUGGUGUUAUCACUCCUUGGCAGUCCAGCUUCUUUGGUUUCUAUGACGCCAAUGAGACAGUGCUGGAGAUGGAGGAGCAGCCGGUUUAUCUACGAGACUCCUUUGGGUUGAAGACUCUGCUGGCCCGGGGAGCCAUAGAGAGGUGCCCAAUGGCGGGGAUCGCCCACACGGCCUGGCACUCCAACCGUACCCUGUAUGAGACCUGCAUUGAGCCGUGGCUCUCCUGAGGAUGCCUGGGUGACCAGGAGGUCCCCAGCCUGAGACUGGGUGGCAGCCAUGGAAGGCGGACCUCAGGCCCUGGCACACCCGGGACCCCCUCAUUGCCCCCACUCUGCCCCCCAACAACCAGGGCUCCCCAGCCCCCUCCGCUCCUCUAAACCAUGAUCCUUCCUGGCGUGCCUACCUCAUGCCCGCUGUCUUGGGGGGCAGCGCCUGUGCCCCCUUUCUCCCAAGGCUGAGGUUAGGAAGUGAGAACCAGGCCUUUAACUCGUGGCUGUUCUGCUGCUGCUGCUGCUCCGAUCUGGCUGUACAGGAAGAGACCCAGCCCUGUCCUGGUACCACAGGGGUCUCCUUCCAGGCCACUCAGGACAUUUUUAGCUUCUCCCCACGUCCUUUGUCCUUGGAACGUCCUUGUCAUCAGCCCUCCCAGCCCCCUAGAGCAACGCCUAUGAGCGUGGGGUUCUGAGCUCCCCUAUGGGGACAGUUCCGUUCUUGAAAUGUCAGUGUUGGGGAAUAUCUGUGGCCUGUGCGGCCCAUCUCAGGUUUGGGGAUCCCCCAGUCCCUAUGAUCAGUGUUGGGGUUCCCCCUGGGAGCCUAGUUUGAGGCCCCAGCCCCUUUUAACCCUUGAAUGGGUAUUCUCCUAUAUUUAUGGAAAUAAAGUUCCAUUUCCUCA